Molecule: messenger RNA, 2487 nt
Organism: Colletotrichum karsti
Lineage: Eukaryota; Fungi; Ascomycota; Sordariomycetes; Glomerellales; Glomerellaceae
Exons: 1
Coding region: 1-2487 (828 amino acids)
Source: RefSeq, a predicted model, not a curated record
AUGGACCGGCGCACACAAGGCAGCGAAUCGCCCGAUCUCAACGGGGAUGCCGACUCCGCGGCCGAGCCGGGGAGGACUUUAGGACGGAUCCGGGAGCUCACGCGGCGUGUGCGGAGCGCGCUGAGGGAGGCCGGCGCGGAUGCCGCGUUUAAGGAGUACGGCAGGGUUGCGGACCACGCUGCGCUGUGCCGGUCUUUGUUGAGGACGUCGCCGGAGUCUGGUGGUGGUGCAUCGGGGCACGAGGUUGAGGAGGAGGAGGAGGAGGAGGGGUUUGAGAUCGAUCCGCGGUCUUCUCUCAGCGGGAGGAGCUUACACUCCGCAGCGGCAGAGGCGGACGCGCGGCCGGAUGAGCGAAGGCACUCCGAUGACGACGGAGAGAAGAGGGAGUGUUUGGCUGCUAUCCGGGACUGGAAGGCCUGCGUCGAGGCGCUCCUGCAGGCCCUCCGGGGCUCGCUCGCCGAGACGUACCGCAGCUACGAGCCGGGCGCGACGCCGGAGAUGGUGGAGGCGCUGUUCGGGGACGUGGACUUCCGCGCCUCGGCGAUCCAGCAGAUGAGGAACGCGCGGAUCGGCGGGACGUUCUCCGGGGGCGGCGAGGGGUUCUCGAGGGCCAAGUACGACGUGCGCUUCCGGAACCACGACCGGGUCAAGAAGGACCUCGUCGAGGUCGUCCGGGCGUUGCAGAUGGCGGAGGCCGGGGAGAGCGGGGAGGCGGCGGUGGAGGAGGUGGAGAUCUCGGCGCGGGGCGACGCGGUGCUCGAGUUCGCGGACGAGAGGGGCCGGCCGGCGCUGCGGUUCCGGGUGUCGAGCUGGAUGCUCGCCGAGACGUCGCCCGUGUUCGAGAGGAUGUUCACGGGGCGGGCGAGCAUCGAGGUCUGGGACGACGAGGACCUGGAGGCCUCGCUGCCGGCGGAGGGCCCGCCGGGGACGUACACGUGUCGCGACGGGAGCGAGGCGAGGUUGUACAGGAUGCCGCAGGCGGAGCGGGACGCGGAGGGGUCGUUGACGACGCUGCUGCACGCGGCGCACAUGCACAACGAGCGGGUGCCGCGGGAGGUGAGCUUCGAGGGGUUCGUGGCGAUGGCGGAGACGUGUCUGCGGUACCGGUGCACGAGCCCGCUGGAGGUGUUUGUCGAGCACAGGUGGCUGCCGCUGUGGAUCCACAAGGGGAGUGAGGAGAUGCCGGACGGGAUGCUGGUCGUGAGUUACGUGUUUGGGUUCCGGCAGCUGUUUGCGCGGAUGAGCAAGACGGCGGUGCUGAAUGUUAGAGGGGAGGAGGAGGUGCGGGGGAAGAGGUGGCCGAGGAGGGUCAAGGAGAGGGUUUGGGGGUUGAGGGAGGCCAAGAUGGGGCAGGUUGAGGAUGCGUGCGCGGCGGCUUUGAGGGAGUAUUUGGUGAGGGAUGAGGGGGCUUCUGGCGGGAGAGGAGGUUGUGAGGAGGGCGCGGAGGGGGAGGCGGGGAUGUUCAUGGGGAGGCCGAGGUGUCCCAAGGGGAGCCACUGGUGCGACGCGACGAACUUGGGGUGGUUGAUGAUGACUUUCGGGGAGCUGGGGCUGUUGUCGACGGUCAUGAAGGGGAGCGCACUCGGGGACUCGCAGCAGACACCGCCGACAAGGAAGGGGAGGAGCCUCGCGGAGCUCGUGGAUCAGCUCAGGACCAUCGAGAGCCCGCCGCAGGCCGUCCACAAGGGGGCCGCGUGCGACCCGGCGGCGAGGUUCAGGGCGGCCGUGAGCGACAUCUACAACAGCGUUUCGGGGCUCACAUUGUUCGAGGUCAGCGGGCGCGCGCACGGGUGGGGGUUGAGCAGGCACCGGUCGGGGCAGGUGCAGGCGGUGCUGCCGCGGGUGCUGAGGGGGAUUUGGGAGCGGACGGAGGUGAAGGAGGAGGGGGAGGAGAGUCGGCGGAACGGGAACGGGAGCGGGAACGGGACGCUCGGGGUCACGGACGAGGUGAGGUUGAUGAUUCUAAGGGCGACGCGGAGCGUGGAGGAUUUGCGGGCCACCGCUGUUGUCGAUAAGGGGUUCUGGGGGGUGUAUAAGGAGAACGAGGGGAGUUUGACGAGAAGGUUCGUCAAGGCGCAUCGGAGGCACACGCUGAUGAAGUUGACGAGUAUGGAUGUUGUUGAAAAGCGGGAGGAGAAAGUGACCAAAACGGAGGGGGAUGUGUUGAAGAUGGAGGUGGAGGUGGAGGUGGAGGCCGGAGCUGCGAUGGUUGUCGACGGCGUUAGAGAAGACCCAAGGCCAUCAUCGGCUCCCGGGUACGAAGUUGCUCACGUUUCGAAUGCUCUGAGCGAGGAAGAGGUCGAGCGGAUCCUGUGGCCCGAUUCGUUGCCGCCUCCGGAGGCUCUGCAGUCCGGUGAUGAUAUGAAGGAGAAGUUCAGGCGGAGCGAUCCGGCAUUUACUGAGGGCAAGAUGCUGCUCCGGGUGGAGGACAAGCAGUUGCGGGAGCAGAGAGAUAUUAGGGUCGGGCUUGUUAGGGAUGGUGGGUGA